Aspergillus puulaauensis is the source of this 2379-nucleotide messenger RNA. Its product is annotated as Zn(II)2Cys6 transcription factor. The record is from RefSeq and is a predicted model, not a curated record. The coding region runs from base 1 to 2379 and encodes 792 amino acids. The transcript is spliced from 7 exons. Gene Ontology annotation, biological process: DNA-templated transcription; regulation of DNA-templated transcription. NCBI's taxonomy places the organism in Eukaryota, Fungi, Ascomycota, Eurotiomycetes, Eurotiales, Aspergillaceae. Gene Ontology annotation, molecular function: DNA-binding transcription factor activity, RNA polymerase II-specific; DNA binding; zinc ion binding.
AUGGACGAGGCUCCAUCUACACCCGCUGGCACCGGCCAGCAAAAACGACCCCGCGUUUCGGAGGAAAACCGCAAAAGGGCGGUGCGAGCCUGCGAUGGCUGUCGUCGCGUAAAAGAGAAAUGUGAAGGGGGCGUUCCCUGCCGUCGGUGCCUUCGAUAUCGCCGCCAGUGUGUCUUCACGCACGCCGAUCAAGCGGAGAAGCCCUCGCGCUCGUCAUCUGUCUCAUUGCUGGAACGAACCGCCGCACGCAGCCGCCAUGACAUGCUUGAGGCUGAGAGAAUCCGAUGCAUGGAACGGAUACUACAGCAUUAUGUGCCGAAUAUUUCUCUCGAUAUUCAGUCGCUUCGGAAGACUGCGGAGGAGUUGAAGAGUAAACAUCGUACUUCUGACUCGGAGGGAGGUCCGUCGGUCGUGCUGGAAAGCGAGGAGCUUGAUGAUCUGGCGAUCGAUGAUGAAGAUUUCACUAUCAAGGCUUUGCCGGAUAAUACAAUGCAGUACUCGGGCGAAUUCUCCUACCUGAACUUUUCUAUGAAGAUUAGGAAGAAAAUUGACGAGUGGAUGAAGGCUGAAACACCAGAGGUCUCUACCGAAAGUGAACCCUUUGAAGAGCGGUGGCGGGCAACGCAAUUGCAGUCUGGAGCUGUUGUAUCUGCGUCUGUUACGUGCCUACCACCCCGGUUUGUAGCCGACUUCUUGGUGCAGAUGUUCUUCAAAUACGCCCAGACAAAUAACUUCUACGUUGAAGAGGACUGGCUCAAAGAUAAACUCAACCUUUGCUAUAUAAACCCUGCAAGUCUUUCGUGCAAUGACGCCGGUGCAGUCUGCUCUAUUUUGAUGGUUCUUGCGAUUGGAACACAAUUCGCGCACAUGGAGUCAGCGACUCCAGUGAACCGCGUAUCGUCCAGCUCUACUGAUACCGAUGACCACGGUUUCUCUGAGGACGAGGUUGGCUUGACAUUUUAUCAAUUCGCCUCUAAAUUGCUCCCUGAUAUUAUUGCCUCGGCGUCGAUUCGCAGUGUACAGGCUUGCUUGUUGAUUGGUACAUACCUAUUACCUCUUGAUACUUCGGGCCUUUGUUACACUUACUUUGGCCUUGCCCUGAAGAUGGCGAUUCAAAACGGCAUGCACAGAAAAUACAGUGGCUCAGGACUUCCACCUCAUAUGAUCGAACUUCGGAAUAGGGUAUUUUGGACGGCUUAUACUAUUGAAAAGCGAGUCAGUAUUCUCCACGGGAGACCGGUCUCUCUAUCUGAUACGGACGUGGACGCUGCACUACCCGUUGACUUUCCAGCACUAAUGCCACGGGGCCAAGCUUCCAACCAUACCAAUAUGAUAACCCUGAUUACUUUAACACUGAAGCUUGGUGAGGUUUCAAAUGAGAUAUGUACUCUCCGAAAAUGCCGCAAGAACCAACAGCCAGAUUGCCUCGAAAGAUUACUCAAUCUACGCAAACACCUAGUUGAUUGGUGGAACACUUUACCAGAAGAGACCAAUUGUCGGGACCUAAAUCCAACAGGGCCUCUGUUUCGAUCGAAUGUACACCUGAAAUUGGAUUACUGCCUCACUCGAAUUUUCUUGGGACGACCGUUCCUAUUCAGCAGCAUGAAGGGGUUCUUCUCAGCCGCAUUCCAAAUUUCUCCCCUAAAAAUGAAUUCUGGCGUCUCCAAGAAUCGGUCAACGCUGGUCACAGACUGUGUUGAAGCAGCUCUAGAAAUCAUCGACCUCUGCCGCCUACUUCGGGAUGAAACGGGUCUUGCUCGUGCAUCCUUCACAGAAUUUAGCUCCUGCCGUGCUGCACUACUGGUCAUUCUCGCUCAGAGCUUGACCAAACGCACAGAAAGACUCCGCGAAGCUCUACAGAAGGGCAUGGGGCUCAUCAAGAUCAUGUCUAUGGGCGUCGGAUCUGCUCGAUCUGCCGUAAGUGUCAUUGAGGCUCUAGAAAGAGCCAUAUCCCGUCUCGAAGAAUAUAGUGCCUCUCAAGGAACCAGCCAGUCAGGGUCUCAUGAGUCCGCAUACGACCGCUUUAAAAACUGGGAAAUGCUCUGGAAAACCGGUCCACUUUCGCCAGAUGCCCAUACCUUCCAAGAGCCGUAUCCCCCUGAUGGGAACGGCGUUCAUCCACCUGGCCUGACACCCGCUCCAGGGUCCAUUAGUCAAAGUGAGAUGCAGGAUCCAACCGUAUCACAUCCUGAUAUUACCUCCCCCUCUGAUUUCUUAACACCUCAUACGUUUUCGCAAAUGCCGCAUAUUGGGCUCGAUCAUUUCGUGUCGAAUCUUCCUCAGGAACUUAAUGAAUUUACGGCAAUUCCUUGCUUCGAGACGGAGACACAGCAGGGGCUUCCUGGGGAAAUAAAACCAGAUAACUGGAUGCAAUUUUGA